AGCCGUUUGGGCUCAAACCAUUUCGACUCGAGCCUUUUUGGGCUCGGGCUUUUUGUUGGCCUGCGCUCUGGGAAGGCGGGCCCUUCCCAAGCGCCGCCCGACGGCAUACCCUGACCUCGCCGCGUGGUAGGCUUCAGUGGGUGGCACGCAGACGCGGCGCUCGCCGAGGGGGAACAUCUGCAGGGCUCACCAGCAGGGGGCCUGCUCGAGAGGCAGGGACUGCCAGCUGCUGCACGCCCUGCCCCUGACGAGGCCGCCGCCAGCAGCGCCCGAGUCCUGCCAGAUGGAGCGGGACGCGCUCUGCCUCGAGGGCACGCCCCGGGGCAGCAGCGUGGAGAGCUCCGAUUUGUGGACCUCGAGCUCCGGCAGCCGCAGCUGGGCGGACCUGUCCGAGGACCUGUGGUGCGGCAGGGCCGCCCCCUUGGCAGUGCCGCCGGGCCGUGGGCCCGCGCCCGAGGCCCCCGCCGCGCGGCGGGCCGUGGCCCGCGCCUCGGGCGACGAGCUGCCGUCCUUCCAGGACAGGAUCGCCGACAUCCCCGAGAUCGUCCUCGGCGAGGGCGGCGCCGCCCAGCCGCGCGAGCGCGAGGAGUCCUCGCGCUCGAUCUCCGAGGACGUCUCGGAGGGCGACGCCCGCAAGGCCAAGUCGGCCCUUCGGCGGAAGUGCCGGCAGAGGAACGAGAGGAGGGCCGAGGCGCUGAAUCUCAACAGCGCCACGUCCCUGCCAGUCUUGCAGCCGCACGAGACCCCGCAGCGGCUGCCGCCACCCCAGUACGCGCCGCGGACCGAGUCGGCUUCGCCCCAGAGGCCUCCGGCCCCGCCGCCGACGCCGCGGAGGCUGCGCCACAGGGAGGAUCACGACCCUGACGAUUCCAGGUACGGCGGCUCUGCCCUCGAGAGCACGAAAGUGUCGUUGUAGCAUCAGAGUCGUAGCCCCCCAUGACGUAUCAGAGGCAGAGGCCCGGAGACGGACGGCAUGCAGCUGAUGUGGCAUCCCAAUGUAUGUCGGCCAGUUGCGGCGGCCCGCUCUGCCCUCGAAAGCACGAAAGUGCCGUUGUAACAUCAGAGUCGUGCGCCCCCUAUGACUCAUCUGAGGCAGAGGCCCGGAGACAGACGGCAUGCAGCUUACAGGCAUCCCAGUGUAUGUCGGCCAGCUCCCAGUCAGCCCCGCCUCUCCAAGCAUUUACGGUCCCCCAAUGCGGUCGACCAGCCAGGCGUUGCGGUCCCGAGGUCUGACGGAUCACCCUGAGUUUGGCGCCAUUCACCCGCUGCCGAGUCAGAGCUUUGAUCCAUUUUUUCUUGCAGUCUGGACACGUACAUCCCUACAUGUGGUUGUACUGUUGGUUGUACUGAAUUUAUGAUGUCCACUGUGCCCGUCGACCAUUCUGUCCAUUCGGCGCCGCUUUCGGUGUCGUAUGGUGCUAGACCCUCAUAUCGCGUCCGUUUAGAAACCGACCACUGGGGAGGAAGAGGCUUCUACAUAUUCCCG
Molecule: messenger RNA, 1486 nt
Organism: Prorocentrum cordatum
Lineage: Eukaryota; Dinophyceae; Prorocentrales; Prorocentraceae
Source: the annotation of a GenBank genome assembly